CUAGCAGCGACCCGUGGUAUUGAGUCGUGUGCGAACGUAACUAGACAGUUUUGUUUGCACGGCACCGGAACGAGGUGUGACAUCGUUGCCAGUGCUUGUCGUAAGGAGUGUGAUGCACUCUUGUCUUCAUCUGCUGCAACACCACAAGAUACACCUGGAGGAUCCUCGUGUGGCACAACUAGGAACAGUGGCACUUCUAGCAGUAGUAGCAGCAGUUCAACUUCCACAUCGUCAUCUGCUUCUAGUGCUCCUGGUGCCUUCUGCUCUCUCUUCGCUGGGGACUCGGUCGAGGUAGCCACCGCUGGCAAUCAAGAUGAGACUGCUUGC
Molecule: messenger RNA, 327 nt
Organism: Amoebophrya sp. A25
Lineage: Eukaryota; Dinophyceae; Syndiniales; Amoebophryaceae
Source: the annotation of a GenBank genome assembly